This is a messenger RNA of Nerophis lumbriciformis (worm pipefish), 1728 nucleotides long. The record is from RefSeq and is a predicted model, not a curated record. NCBI's taxonomy places the organism in Eukaryota, Metazoa, Chordata, Actinopteri, Syngnathiformes, Syngnathidae.
AUGGCUGACAACAGAACUUCAACUCUGAAUUUCAACAUUGGAGUCCUCGGACAUGUGGACAGCGGCAAGACUUCGCUGGCUCGGGCAUUGAGCAGCACCGCGUCCACGGCUGCUUUCGACAAGAACCCUCAGUCUAGAGAGAGAGGCAUCACCCUGGACCUCGGCUUCUCUUCCUUCAGCGUGGAAAUCCCAGGUCAGCUGCGGGAGAGUGGAGACCACCAACAGCAGUAUGAAAAUCUACAGUUCACCCUGGUAGACUGCCCUGGACAUGCUUCUCUCAUUCGGACCAUUAUUGGAGGGGCACAAAUCAUCGACCUGAUGAUGCUGGUGGUGGACGUGGUAAAAGGGGUUCAGACUCAAACAGCAGAAUGUCUUCUCAUUGGAGAGCUGACCUGCCCUCGCAUGGUGGUUGUGCUCAACAAAACUGACCUUCUGCCGGCCGACAAGAGGCAGAGUGCGAUCGAAAAAAUGACCAAAAGAUUGCACAAAACGUUGGAGAACACAAGAUUCAAAAACUGUCCAGUGAUUGCAGUGGCAGCCAAACCCGGAGGCCCCGAGGCUGCCGACACAGAGGAACCGCAAGGGGUGUCUGAGUUAAUCGAGCUAUUAAAAAAACAGACUUAUCUGCCCUCGAGAGAUCCAGGAGGCGACCUGCUGAUGGCUGUGGACCACUGCUUUUCUAUCCGGGGCCAGGGAACUGUCAUGACUGGGACUAUACUGCAGGGGUCACUGACCGUCAAUGACACCGUGGAAAUCCCAGCACUAAAGGUGACUAAGAAGGUAAAGUCAAUACAGAUGUUUCGGAAGCCAGUGUCGGGGGCCAUGCAGGGAGACCGCGUGGGUGUGUGUGUGACACAGUUUGACCCAAAGUUGUUGGAGCGGGGACUCGUGUGCACCCCGGGCUCCCUGCGCACCGUCUUCGCCGCCGUCAUCUCUGUCAAGAAGAUUGGCUACUUCAAGGGCCCCCUCAGCACGCGGGCCAAGCUUCACAUCACGGUGGGACACGAGACCGUCAUGGCGAGGGUCACCUUUUUUGGGCUGCCGCCAGACACGUCACAACCGCAGCACCACUCGCCGGAAACGACUUUCGCCUUCAACAGGGAGUACGUCUACCAGGAAGACUACGUCACCGGUCAGGGAGAGUCCAAUUCUGGAACCGACCCUGAGCAGUGGGCCUUGUUGGAGUUUGAGCGGCCCGUCACGUGCCCUUUACUCUGCCUGGUGAUUGGCUCCAAGCUGGACACGGACAUUCACGCUAAUGCAUGCCGCUUGGCCUUCCAUGGGCGUCUGCUGCACGGGUUUGAAGAUAAAGCCUAUGCCGAGACCGGCCUGCAUCGCCUGCUCAUCUACAAGACCAAACACAAGGAGGGGCAAGUGGAGAGGGUGACGGACGACUACACUGUGAUUGGUCGAAACCUGUUCAAGAAGGAAACCAACUUGCAGAUCUUUGUGGGGCUGAAGGUCACUCUGUCAACAGGUGAAACCGGCAUCAUCGAGGGCGGGUUUGGACAAAGCGGGAAGUUCAAAAUUCGAGUACAAGAGGGUCUUCGGCCAGAAACCAAGCAGUUGCUGUCCUCAACUACUUCCAAGAAAAAGGGGAAGGGAGGCAGCAAAGACGAAGGCACCUCAAAUGAAGAGGAGCCCAAAGUGGACGCUCAUCAUGUUUACAUUCACUUGGAUUUCAAACGCUAUAUAUUUGACCCCCACAAGAAGAUGGUUCAGUUGUGA